GCUCUGCAGAAUAUGCUAUACAUUAACUUUCAAUAUUGCUUGUGAAUAAAUGUUUCCCAAUCAUUAGGUUAUUUCAGGUUUGAAAAUAAUUCUCUGGUAUUUUUGAAGCAACUGGCGGUACAAGAAAAUCCACCUAUCUCAUUGAUUAAGAAUUUUCAUUCAGGAACUGCAAUAUGGAGGGUAUGCUUCAGCAUUGACUUGUAAUGCUUUUUGCUUUCAGCCAAGAAUGAAGGGGCACUGUUUCAGUCAUUGUGGACAUGAAGCAGCUGACAUCAUUCCUCUAUGUCUAGCUCACAUGAUACCCAUCAUUUCUUUCCCUCAUGGCUGAAAAAUGCAGGUUACUACCGUCAACUCCUGACCUCCACAGUCCUAUCCGAAGUUUUAUCAACAAUUUUAGUGCUCUAAUGUAGUUGUUAACCUUUUUCUGUUCAUCAUGAUGUAGAGUUAUUAUGUUAGUGCACCUGUCAUAUUAUGCCCCUAGUUAUUUUGAGGAGCUGGUUACAGUCAAUUGUGAGAUUCUCCAUUUGUCUUAUGUUUUUGUUGAAUAUAUCAGCUGAACAUCCCUCAGAUCAGCGAAACGCUUCUGAUGUUUUUCUCAAAUCAUUGUCGGAUAUCGUGCAAGAAUUAGAACUAAGAAGGAUGACCAGCCCAAUCAGGUGUGAUGAAUCACCAGAUGUAAGAGAGCCCUUCUUGUAUGGAGACAAUUUAGCAGCACGUCAGGAAGAACACUCCCAUUCACACGCUGAAUACCAUGCAGGGUCAAUUUCGAUGCUUAACAGAAAUGAUCCAUUCACCAAAAGGUCUCAGUUUAAGGAAGUCAAGAAAUUUAAAAGACAGCUUAGGAACCAAAGCUCAGGUUCUAGGAAGCAAGUUUCUCGGAAGCCGAAGAGGAUGCAUGCUGAGUUCAAUCUCGGUUCUCAGAAUGUUUCACUCUCACACAAUAUUUCUCCCAAGAAUUCAUCACGGGAUAAUAAGUUGUCAGUAAACGGUAACAGAAGCAGAAAGGAUGUUCAGUUUUCUAAACCAUCCACUCUUAGCAGACUUCAGCAAGGAAAUACAUUGCCUAUGAUUUAUGAUCAAGAAAUCGCCGCAGAAGUUCGCAAAAAAUCCCCUCGAAUCAACAAAUAUGUAAACAAAGAAACAACUAGUCAAGCAAUCUUAUGUCACAAUUCAUGCAACAUGCACGAUCAAAUGUCGAAUUGGAAAUCAUCUACUACAAGAAAUUUCCCCACAACAGUCAGUUACCAUUCAAAUUUUAUUUUUGGCCCCAAUUUUAAUAACAAAAGCACUGCUUCCCAAAGUAUUUGGGGUAUCACCUCUGUCUUAAAACCAAGUUUUGAUUCUAGUUCAUUCUCCUAUGCCCCAAAAUAUUUGAGAAGUCAUCAGUACCAAAAUCUUGAUCUCCGUAAGUCACAUGCUUCUUCAUCUACAAUGAGUUCCACAAAAGCUGCAAACUUUUCAAAAUCCAAAAUUCCAAACCCCAAAAAAUCAGCCUCGAGCUGUUUCCAAACCGACCCAAUCUCUAAUGAGCAACUUGUCUCAGAGAUAGCAGCCAAUUUCACCGGAAAUAAAACCAACGGAAAAAAAUUCCUGUGUCCUGGUGAUUUAAAGAAAGACACAAAUCAUUCCGUCAUCAAAAGUGACUGUAUUAAUCAAGGUCUGGAAUGUGUAAAAAUCAGCAAUAAAUCUCUCAGUGACGGCAAUGUUACUGAUUUUCGAACUGAACUUGUAUUAUCCUCCACUAAACCCUGUCCAACAAAUGGCACAUUCAUUUUGCACCCUUCAAAUAUAAGUGCAGAAUUUACCAAAAGAUCAAAUAAUAAUCAUUGUGAACCACUGAUUUUAGCAGCAAUCAUUGAAAUUUCAACUAAUAAUUCUCAGUAUUUGCUCUCUCCAAAGGAGAAUAUCUGCAUUAACUUCUCUCUUCUGCCCAGUUCUGAAGAAUUGAGCUCUGUGCAAAAAAAGAAGAAUUUCCUAGUUGACUGGAGGAACGACUCUCUUAACGCUAAUAUUCAGAAUAGGAUGCAAUUCAACAUGCAUAAGUUAAAACAAGCAUCUGUUCCUAACAUCCUGAUCACAUUUUCCAUGAAAGAUUGCAAUGCGUCCUCUGUUAAUGGUGCUCAAUCAGCUAAUCAUUCAAAUCCAACAAAGGCCCCGAUUUUAAAAAUUUGUUUCAAGUUGCCGAAUAUUAGUAGCAAUUUUAUUGAAAGUUUUCCGAAUACCUCUGGCAGUGCUUCUCUUGGAUCUCUUUUAAGUUCAAAGGUAAAUCCUCAAGAAACUUGUCAAUCUAGGAAAUUUGGCUCGCACUCUGAAUGUGCUCAGGAUAUUAGCAAUAAAAAACAAGACACAACUCCAAAUUCCUUUGGCAUAUCAAGUCCUAAACUAAAUGAAGAAAUGAAACAAACAAAUGAAGCCAGCAGGAAAGAGAACAAAUUUAGAGAUGAAAGUAUUUGCCCAAGCUCACUUAUCAAAAUGAGGAUAACAAAGAAAAUAAUUUCAACCGAGAAACCCUGUGCACCAUUCCAAGAAAAGAGCAAGUCUGAUUGGAAGACUGUGACCACAAUUAACCGUAAUAACUCAACUGUAAGAGGAAACACAACGUACUCUAUUUUGAGUGUGUCUGAAGCUACAGAGCAUCAAAUGUUGAAUCAACCGUCAACUCCUAUCAGAAGUUCCCUUCAGUUGCAAGAUUCAGUAGAAAUCGGUAGUAGAAAACUGCAGUUGCUGCAAGAAAUAAAGAAACUACUAUUGGAUGACACAAGCCCCAAUAACAAACAACUUGAGGAAGUAAGCAGUCUAAAUAUGUCAGGACCUGUAGAAAAACUAAGCCUCAACAACUCAAGGAAGCUACCAUGUACACUAAAAGAAGGCUUAGAAGAGACUAUAUACAAUGAAAGAACAGUCAAUUUGACACGAGAAAUGAUUGAUAACACUGUGAAUGCAUUUCAUGUUGUUACAAAGUUGCCAUUUUUAAUGAGCGGUACUGGAAAUGAUAACUCAAAAACAGCCUUCCAGACUGACCUUGCAGACGAUAGUAUCUUCUCAAGAUUUGGGAGUGCUAAUGAAUUUUCUCUGAAAAUUUUUUUAAAUAACCUAGAGGUCUACAAUAAUCUAGUCACUAAAGAUCUUUUUUCUCGUGUUGUAAACAAAGAGCAAAGUUCAUUGAAAAACGAAACUCCAGCCGCAUCCAAGCCAAAAAUUACAACUAGAAGUAGAAGCCGUAAUAAGCUGAAACUGUUCCCGCUUGGAGGUGUAGCUACCAGAAUUCUUAAGGGGUAUAAAAAGAAGAAGAGUAAACUGGAAAAAUUCAGUAACAAAAUAAUUCCGAACACAAAGGGAAAGCUUCAUUGCUCUGAAAGUAAGAGACGAGGAGAACGACCUAGUGUGCUUACAGACAAAUUUAUCAAUGAUCUGAAUGAUUUCAGUGAUGAGAUUACUUUCCAAGGAAAUCCAUCAAAUUCAUUCACUCUGAGAAGUCUAAAAUGGUUUCACAGUGUCGAUGAGGCUACGAAGAAAGAUUUCGAUCAGAGAAAUUACCUAAGACGCAAACCUCUUGUUCUGAAACGAAAAAAGAAAUUAAAAGGUCUUCCUUCAGCAAUGGGUAAUUACAGGAACCUCCGUAACGAAAAAAGUUCGAAACAACCUUUUACCCUGACGAAUAAUCCUACUUUUUUAUCAUCGGAUCCAAACUUUUCAUUUAAAGUACCACUUUUGCAGGAACGUAGUCCAUUGUCUCUUGACCAAAAUUACCAUGAUUUUGAUUCUGACGCAAGGUCAUCUCCUUACCCUGGUCUUUAUCGGAAUUCGGAUGCAUAUAGUGUUAAAAUUGUAAGCAAAAACAGCAAAGACCCUACAUAUUGUGAACCAAAAAUCACAGUUCCCUUUUCUGAGGCCUCGAACAAUAGAAACUUUAGUAUUCCAUCACAAAUCCCUUUACCUCAUGACGAUUUAGCACAAUUUUCUCUUGAUAAUGCAGACACUGAAGCUAGACAAAAUCCAGAAGAGUAUCCUUUAAUUCUAGGGACUAACCAGAAACUGGCAAAGUCUGUGGUGCUCAAUAAAUUUGAUCCCAUUAUUGUCGGUGACUCAAAAAAUACCCAUCAUUUUUCUCCCGUCAAGUUAAUGAACAAAAGAGAUUUUGAUGUAAGAGCUGUUCAUCCAAUCAACAAUUUAUCAGCUCCUGAAGGUUACGAUAAAAUGAAAUCAGGAUUUGAACCAUUCUCUCCCGAGUCAUUUUAUGUAAAAUCCCAAAUCGCUGAAAAUUCAACGGAUCAGAAUAAUCUCGAUUCAUCAUCAGAGUUGAUAUUUUCUACAAGUGGAAUCUCCUCCACUGUCUCAGCUGUUGCUGCACAUUUCACCGCAGGCAACUACACAUUUGCAAACUUGAUGAGCAAUCUUGACGCCGAUAGUAUCAACCUAACUACUAAUGCUGGUCUUGGCAUGAACAAGUCAAGUUUGUCUGAUAUUACUCCAAAUAUUCGAACAACCACCCCUCAUCUUUCGUCUGUUUCCAAGGCUAACAAGUUUGCAAAUAAUUCAAUAAACAAUGUUUCUGUUCGCAAUCUUUCCUCAAAAAAUUCUGCAAAAAGUCAGCCAGCAUCUUAUUUGAAUCUUUUCAAUCCCGAAUUUCGCCAAUGUCAAACCGGUAAAAACCUUAUCAACGAGUCCUCUUCAAGCAUGAAACCUCGAAAAUUUCUGCCUGUGUCCAUCACUCAGAGCCGAAAUCUGAAUCUAAGAUCUUUUGUUGAUAGUAAUAUUUCUUAUGUUAGAAAUUUAAAUAACUCCAGAACAGCACCUGAUGUUCAAUAUAUUGAUGGUGGUCUCGCAACAAAUGAAAGUGUAUUAAGCAUCAAUAUUGAAUUGCCGUCUAAGAAAGAAGUUAAAAUAAAGUUUAAUGAUGGUCUUUCCACAUUGACCACAACUCAGGCGCCUAACAAUGCCCUCUCAGAUACCUCCAAUUUGAUUGUCACCGAGUCGAAAAAUAUUCCUGUUAAUGAUACAACAAACUCCAUUCUUUCCAAAUACAACAUGAAAGGAAAUUUUUUACCUUCUUCUGUGGAACAAAAAGAUGUCUCAGGCUUGUUCAAAACUGAUUCUACUAGAAGUUUAUCUCAAUUUUCUAAGCUUUCUUAUGGCAAUAUUUCGGAAAUGGUAACAGACCAAUUUUCUCUGAUCAACAGUGGUGUUUACGUCAUUCCGAGUUUUUUUGAAUCUCUAAACGAUUCCCUUAUCUUUAUUACGCACAAUGAUCCUUCCGGAAGUAAGAUCUCCACUAAUUUGCAUCGUCUCCUUGCUGAAAAAUUACAAUCCCAGAACUCGUCAAUCAAUUUUAUACAGAACACUACUAUUUUUAGAAUUCCUGUCCUUGUUUCGAACAUAUCAGAUGUAUUAUGCAAGAAAUUGGACAGGAUAAAUCCGUCUAUCGCUAAUAUUUCUACCUCUCAACAACCGAUCAAGUCAAAUUCGAUGGCCGUAGGCUUAUCAAGAAACUUCAAUAAGACAAAAAAUUCUUCGACCUCAGAUUUGAAAAACAUCCUCUUAAAGAGUGGGAAUUCCUCUCAUGUGAAUGAAUCUAACAAUUCGAAUCCUUCACCUAUUUCAUCUAAAAUUGAUUCAAAUUUGAAUCUUCUGCGCCACGAAAACGUAACUAGCAGGAAAAAUAGUAUCAACCGGAGCAGUGAAAGCACUGCUAAAUCUCUAGUAGGAAUUUCAUUUUUUCCCUCGAGAUCAUUUGCCACUGCUUCUAGUCUCAUCAACAGGAAGGCUGGACACUCUGGACUCAAAACAGAAGUUAAGAGUAAGAUGCAGUUUUUAACACCUCUUAUUCUAUUGAAUAUGUCCUCUUCAACUGAAGCCUACUUGUGGAAUGGAUCGUCAGCGAAUUCAUCAAUGAAAUUGCCAGUUGAAACAUCGACAUUCAACAAGGUCAGCCCUGUAACAUUAUCAUUUCCAGAGAACAGCUCUCUGCCUCCUGCCUUUGAAAAACCACUGGUGAUUAGGAAUAAUUUAAGUCCCCCUCCGCAAGAAAGUGAAACAAAAACUGUCAGUGUAAGCUCUAAUUCAUCACAAGAUCAUAACUUAGAAUGUUCAAUGAAAUUGCUCAUGUACAAUGACACUAAUUUAAGUCACCAUGAGUUCUAUCUUAUGAGAGGAAACCAAUCAGAUGGGCUCCUUUUUCAUGAUUUCAUCAUGCUAGCCCAGAAAAAUGGAACAAAUUCAAGCUUUAAACCUGUUUUUGAAUCUUUGAAGUCCUCUGCAACCUUCAGUCCAGUUAUCCAGAAUAUUAGUUUGUUGAAGUUCUCUUCUAAUCAUACCCCUCCAUCUUUUUUAUCAAACUCUAAUAUCCCUUCAAUUCAGUUUCUCGAUCGGACAAGAAAUGAGACAAUUAGUUUGCCUGGUAGAACAAACACACCUGAGAUAUCAGCAAUUUUAGAUAGCGAGGGAAGCGUGAGUCAGCUCACGGAUGAUGUCGGAAAAUAUGCAGAAAUUAAAAACAGUCAAGUCUAUGUUACUAAAGGCUCCAUCAUUCAUAAAAAUGUUUCCAGCCAAUCUAAUUUGAACUGGAUGCAAGAGAAAGGUGGUAAAUAUUUCCCAAGCUCUACGAAGGUCUCUGAAAAUAGCCUAGUUUCCUGUUUAUCACCUACCAUGGAAUCUGUUGGAAUGAAGAGAAAACCACUCUCUGUAGAUCUUGUACACCACACUGAGUCAUCAAGUGCAGCAACUCCAAAUUCUAUCACUGCUACUCACGCCUUUCUUUUGAAAGGCAUGAGUGCAAAGUCUGUAUAUGGUUCAGCGAAACUUGCAAAAAAAUGUACCCUUCGAAGUGUUUCCUCUAGUAGUAACACAUCAAAAAUCUUGAGCAGUCUCACAAAUUAUGAGAAUUUAUCAACCACGUCAUUUUCCAACAUCAGUCUAUCACCUGCUAAAACCUCUAAAUCAUUUAAUGAUUGUAUGUUGAAAGCAACCAGUGUAAAUAGUAAUCAAUCAAGCAACUUCUUCACUACCAACACCACCCGUGAUUCUCAGUGGCAAAUGAAUGGAUCUAAAGUUAAGAAGUAUCAAAAUGGCGAAAGAACAUCUAUAAUGAAGAACCCGGGGGAAUCCCAAGUUAAAGAAUUUGUACCAGUAAAAGAAAAAUCGCCAAAAACUUUACCAUCAGAUUUUCCAGCGAAAAAAAAUGCUUUAUCUAGUAACUCCGUCAAAUCUACCGUAGAUACAGUGUCAUUCCCUAAACAUACUAGUUCGACAACUGAAUUUAGAUCUCUGAGUAGUGCAAGGAGCAUGUUUAAUCAAAUAAAUUUCACAGCUAACAAAAUCAGCCCAUUAUCUACAAAAAAGUUUAUCAAUUUGAAUGAAAAUAAAAGCAAAAAUGAAGGAACAACAGAUUCUCAGAAUCUUAAGAUACUGCCGCAAAUGAAUGAUGAUAUUUCCGAAGCUAAAUCCUCAAAUUUUUCAGAACUGACGAUCAGUGAUAUCACUGAAAGCCCUCUCUCAAGUACUAAUACAUCAAGUGAAAACCAACUUUCAAACAUUCAGUUUGAAUCGCCGAAUAUGGAGCUAACGCAGCCUGAACUCGAAGAUUUAAACUCAGUGAUUGACUUAAAUGACUUGUACAACUUGCAGCUAGAUAGCAAUACACUUAGUGAACAUGUAGAAACUACCACUCUGCCUUAUCUAUCAACUAACUUCAUUCCUGAAUCCUCUAUCCAUGUCCCAUCUUUGAGCACACGGUCAAAGCAAUCUUCAAAUCCCUCGGCAAGAUCAGAUUGUUUCUCUCCUGUGUCUAAUGUCUCUUUUCAAACAAAUUUCAUGCAAAUGAGUGAUUCUCCCAGUGUUGUUCUGUUCAAUCGUGCCAAUAGAUUUUUACCUGUUGUUGAUCCUCAACAAAUGUUGAUGGCCCCAAACAAAUCUUUUUCCAAUCAUCAAUCAAACCUUGACACCUAUGUAUCUGUUGCUCCGUCUGUUAGACAGCUUUAUUCAUUCCGUUCUCAAGAUAAUUCGCCAGCUAAUGCGAUACAGAGAGCCAACUUGGACAGUAAUCAGAACAGCCUGAUAUCAAAUGUCAGAGCAGCUUAUCAGACUACCAUCAAACCUCACUUUAUGACAGAAAAAUUAUCCUCGCUUCAAUCCAGUAAUGUUUUUACUCCAUAUGUAACAGUCCGGCAAAAUUUCCAAAACAGUAAUCGAGGUCAAACUUUCACUUCUGCUCAAGUGACUUUGUUUUCUCAAAAUAACAGUCAAAGUAAUUUUUUCAAUGUUCCUUCCAGAUUUUUCGUAUCCAACAAGUUUAUGUCAGAUCAUUCAAGAGAACUUGUGCCUAUGCCUGAGACAAGAAUUUCGUCAGUUCCACAAAGUGUCUUUGAGAAUUUUUCUCCAACUCCUCAAAGUUUCCACGGUUUUCCUUCCACAUCAGCAGAUACGAAGGCUCUUCCAGAAUCUGAUCAGUUUGCAUCUCUACGAAAUCUCAACUCUUCUCAUCUUGGGGUUAAACCGAUUGUUCUUUUAUUCAAUGCAUACAAAAAGAAUGGCUCCUCCCAUCAUAACCAAUCAAUAGAGUUCAGCGAUCUACCAACAUCAGACGUGAAAACCAUUUCAAAAAAUAGUAAAACCCCUCUCCUGGCAGUUUUGAGAGAGCACAACAGGCUGACUGAUACCCCAUUGCCAAUGAAUUCCUCAGUCCAAAAUAAAUUAAUUGGUAUGCAUUCUGCCAAUGAAGUGUACAGCACUGAGCGUCUCAUAGGAAAUCAAUGUGAAAUAACAGCUUUUAAAAAUCCUUCAAAACUUGAGAGUGAACAAAAUUUUUUAUUGAAGCAAUUGCCGGGACUCCAGAUAGCGUCGUCAAUGAUGCAUCCUAAUUCUGGCCCUGCCACUAAAACUUUUAAUUUGGCAGUGCCUUGCGAAAAUGAUAGCCAGUUUCUUUCAAAAUCUGCUUUUAAUUCUGUACCAAUUUCAAAAGGAGCUAAAUCUUGGUUUGAUGAUCCUCUGCUUGACUCCUCUUCUGGUAGCAUGCUCAAGCUAGAUUUUGCACAUACUAUUGAACCUCCUCCGUUGUUACUGAACUAUCUCAUUGGACCCACCAAAAGUGUUGGCUACCCCAAUAUUGUGAAUCCUUCUUCAAAUGGCUCUGCUCCUGUAAGCUGUAUCAUUAUGCCUAACAUGAGUAACAGUCAAGUUGGUUCUGUGCUGCCUGUAAACAAAUGGCUGCUAAAUUUUUCUUUUCCGUUUGAGCCAAUGAAUGGUGCUCAUACUGCUUCAUCCGAUUGGCAAACUGCUUCAAAAAUUGGAAUCAACGAAUCACCACUAAAUGUUUCUAACAGAUCCUUCAAAUUAAUUAGUCUUCCUCAAAACGAUCUACAUUUUAAAUUGUACAGCGAGAAAAAUAACAAAAGUCCUACAACCUUAUCAGAAUCUAUUGUGUCUCAAUUCAAUCACCUGAAAGCUCUCCGCGAUGAUAUAGGUGAAAAAUCCUCCAAACCUCAUCUCUCUGAAAGUCAGCCUUCCCCUUUUAACAAAUUUUUGAAGACCAAUGAAGAGAGGGAUGUAGAAAGUUUGUGCCAUCUACUAAAUUCCUCUGGAAGCAAUUUCCAAAAUACUGAUUCCUUUCCUAAUCAUUCAAAUAAACAAGACGAUGAAAUUGAUUUUCGUAUUGGGUUGUACCAUGACUCUUUAAGGAACUCCCAAUCUCCCAAAAGCACACGUAUUUCCAAGGAUGAUUUGGACCUAGAUUACACUGUGAGAAGAAGAGACCCACAAUCAGAGUUUCAACCUGUUCAACCCCCAAUAUUACUGUGGAAUUCUCCAUCUAAUUCUCCCUCAAAAAUUAUUUUUAACAGCUUUCCCAAGAUUUUUUAUGACAGCCCAAAGGAACUUUCCUCUCAGGAAAGAUUUCUCGGUGAAAAUCCUAAAGUAUUUGCUUUGAGUCCCUCUCUUCAAGUGAUAAAUCCUGUUUUUUUACUCCCUAAUGAUGAUGCUAUUACUUCUGCAAUGAGAGGUCAACUUGAACCUAGUGCAUAUGACCCCUCAGUCGCUUUUAUCAAAAAGCAGAGGAAGUUGGCCAAGUUCUACCAAAAUGUACUCCCGAAAAAAAGUGACAAAGAGAAAUCAAAAAGUGUCAUACCAUGGGAUUUUGCACUCAGUAUUCCUUCGAAUUUAACUCCAAAUCUGAAAGAAACAGCCCUUCCUGGUGUGGGUGCUGCUUUUUUUGUUGAAGACUCUCUCAAAAAGUCAGCUUUUAAAAAUACCUCCAUUGACCUAACUGUUUUGUCAGAGGUAAAUAAUGCUAACUUGGGGCAUAAAAUCUCUGAUAAGAUAUUCAAGGUGAUAAAUGAAUCUGGAUCAGAAACUAAUCAUAGUCCAAGCACUUUUAAUGCUAUGAAAAGCAACGUGAAUCAGCAGAGUGUUACGCCAGUCCAUUUCCAAGUCACUGCGAAGAUUGAUUGGCCGGACCAAAAAUUAGGCGAAAAAAUUCAGAACUCGCCGGUUAUCAUUCAAGUAUUAAUUCAGAACAGAACAGAUCCAACCAAAAAUCCACCAUUUGAUCAUAAAUCGAGGGUGAAUUUUCAUAAAGGUAUGAAAAGCAGCCGUAGAAAAGUCCAUCCUUGCCUUACAUCAAAUUGCCAUUCUUUUAGACAUCCAAGAAAGAAAUCUGGUCUUCACUCGAGACAUUAUCGUUCGAGAGAUUCUGGAUUUGAGAAAUUAUCUCACAGUACAGAAGAAUUUCCACAUUCUUCAGCCGAACUCAAUCAUGGAAUUUCUAAAUCCGCAGCCCAGCAUGGUGAAAACAAUUUUUCCAGCGGGUCUUUGAGAAGAGAAAAACAAGAUUUUAGUAACCAUCAUCACUUGGAAGCUGGCCAAUUGAGGUCCAAAAUAUUCCAACAGUCCCUCAAGAAGCCAAUAUCAGCGCAGCCACUUAAUCAUCGUCAUUGGCACUCUGCAAAGGCAAAUUUAAGAAUCACUCCAUCAAAUGGCUCCCGAAAUGUAGUCGGUCAUCUUCAGAGAAAAUUGAAAAACUACGACUCCGGAAAAAUGUCAAAUAAUCUGUUUGAAUACAGUGACUAUGACCCUUGGAAUUGGAAUUUAACAUCUGCAGAUCUGAUUAACUCUGGCUCGUCUGAACAGCUAAGUCCUGAUUGGUUCAUUUUACCCAAUUCAAGUCCUACUCCGAGGAAAAAUAUAAAUCCUAGAUGGGCACAAAAAACACAGGAGGAAUCUGUAGUGCCCACAAAAAGCUCAGAGUUUUCUGCCGAAGACUGUAAAUUAGCGUAUGGCAGCAAGUGUGUCUGUGAUAUGAGUAAAGUUUUGACUGAUUAUGAUACUAUAAUAUGUGAUGAAGAGAGCACUGAAGAGGCUAAAUUACGAGCUAUUUUAGAAUACCGAUGCUCAUCAUACUUGCCUUUACCAGCAGGCUAUUAUAUUGACAAAAGUACCAAGUCGUUGCCACUAGACGUAACGGAGCAAGUGGCUCCAGAAAAUUUGAAUGGCUCCAAAGAAAUAGAUGAAGAAAUUUUAAGCCAUUUGCAAAGAGUUGACAUAACUUCAAUAGGCACCUCUCGUUUGCGCUAUGCUUUUGUAGGAUCAAAAGUUGAAAUUCCAUGCUACGAUAAUUUCCAAACGCCUAUGCCAAUCAAAGCAACUGAUAGCAUUCAGUACAAAUGGCAGAAGGGGAAGAAAGUUAUCACUGAGGGCCGAAUGAAAGAAUCUCCCAAUGGUACUCUCACAAUUGACAGUGUUGUUAUGAUGGAUACUGGCAUAUUUUUUUGCAUUAUUUCAUUUAGCAGUCCUGAAAUGAAGAAUCAAGAACGCAUCUUCAAUCACACUCUGUCAGUGGUUACUGUACCCAAAAUUACAACUCAAGCUGUGAUUCAUCUCAAAACCAACGCAAGAUGCAAGCCUGAGAUCCUUCAGAUGCUUAAUUCAUACAUCCCACAGUUAAUUCAAGAAUCGAUUUGCGAGGCUGGUGAAAAGGAUAAUGAGAUUUGCGAAAUUGGUGUUUUCUAUCCUCUUUGUCUUCAAAAUAAAACAGACAGUACCAUCAUGUCGCUGAAUGUUCACAUGAACGUCCGAAGUAUUGAAGAUUUAAUCAUCCACAGCUAUGCAAACAAAGCUGUCUGUGGUCCUGUAUGUCAUCAGAAACUAUACCUAAAAACAUCAUUAAUACUGAAGGAAAGUCUUCAGGAAGCUCUCCUAACUCCCAUACUAGAUGCAACAUCCAUCUCUGAUAUAGCUCUAACUCCUCUGCCAAGCAGUUUCAAUAUGAAAAUGACUGUCGGUUGUGAUGCUGGAUUUCGUUUAGCUGAAAACUUUUGUGUGCCAUGUCCACCUCAUUGGUUCAGCCCUGAAGGCAGCACAGUGUGUACGAAGUGUCCAGCAGGCUUUUACCAACCUCAAAUAGGGUCACGUGCUUGCUUGCGUUGCCCUUCACCUCUCACCCAGGGUUGUAACGUAAUUGCAAAUGUAUUCAACAAUCAUAAGAAGGAUGGAGUAAAUGGAUCAGCAGAUGCAGGAGUCAUGCCCACAGAAAGUCCCAGCAGUGGAGAUAAUUUAAGGAAGAUCUUAUUAAUAUUAUUAUCAGCUGCUGUACUUGUCACUAUAGUCUAUUUGUGUGUUGGCGCCAUCAUACGUAUAUUUUCUCCGGGAAAAUCGGAAAGUUUCUCAUCAGAAAAAGUACCUUUGCAGUCUGGCAGUAAAAGAGGUAAAAAAUCCAAGCACAAACGGUCAUCCUCUCGGAAAAAGAAAGUGGAGGAGAUACCUUUGCAAGAUCUGGGACCCUCCAAUCUUGAAGACUCAGAUGACAUCUCUAGCUAUGCAGAAACAAAGUUUGGUCCUAAUGUAUCAACAAGGAGAGAAGAACCGCUAUUUCACGAGGAGGGAAAUGCAUUCUUAAACCAAUGCAAAAAUGUGAAAGAGACGGCGAGAAGCUGUAAACGUCGGAAAAAAUGGUUCCCAACUUUCAGGUCAAAACGUUCCAAGAACCACGAGUACUUGGAGCUACCAGAAAUUAGACCUCUAAGGAAAGGAAACGCUCUUCAUCGAAAUGCUGCAGUUUCAGACGAAGUAAAAAGAACUGUGCGCACUCCUGAACGUAGAAGAAAAGAAGCCUCGUUUCAGCCUGAUUUUUCCUAAACUUGAUGGCCCGUUUCUUCAAAUGACUGGUGUUUUCCAAUGCGUAACAUUUUUAUGAUUAUUUUUAAGAGCUCUUAUUCAAAGAUUUUGCUGAAAGAAGCUCUUAUCAUCCGUCUCUGUGUCAUCUUGUUUCAAAUUUGUUUACUUAUUUAACCAUGGAAUGUAAGUAGCAUUUUUGUUUUUAAGUUGAGACAAAAUUUGACUAAACAUUUUGUAAAGAGAGAACGAGAGAAAGUCAUUUAAGAAAAAAAGUGAUAUCAAGGAACUGCUACGUAAUGCCCUCUUCACUUCCAAAACACCAUAGUCCAUUGAAAGUGACAAGAUUAAGGGGUUAAUACUCGAAAUAAUUGACACCGAUCAUUGAACAGUUUUGUCAUUCCUUAUGCUGAGGUACCUCUUGAUUUUCCUCUCACACUAAUUUUAGUUUGAAAUUAAAAGCUAUAUCAUAUGUUGUAAAUAAUUUUGUAAUGUUACUAUUCAUUUUAAGAAAACUAAUUUUUUUUUAAUAAAAGACGAGAGUUUUUUGACUGAACCAA
Bemisia tabaci is the source of this 13658-nucleotide messenger RNA. RefSeq lists its product as uncharacterized. The record is from RefSeq and is a predicted model, not a curated record. NCBI's taxonomy places the organism in Eukaryota, Metazoa, Arthropoda, Insecta, Hemiptera, Aleyrodidae.